UCUUUUUGUGUUGGAUGGUGAAUACGGACAUCGUCAGGACCUCAUGUGCGACUCUUCAGAGCCCCAGCCCAAAAGAGGAAUAUCUGCAGCGAUUCUAUCACCUGAAGAUGCGGCGUCGCAGUAAGAGGCAUGCAGAUCCAAUGAAGGAGAAGAUUAGAGCAAUGCAACACUUCUCUAACCUGAAUAAAAGUGGCCUUUUGGGUCUGAAAACCCUGGAUGUGAUGAGAGAGGCAAGAUGUGGAGUACCUGAUGUGGAGAACUUCUCCCUUUAUCCUGGACGGCCCAAAUGGAAGAGCAACACCAUCACAUACAGGAUUGCUAGAUAUACCCCUGACCUCAGCCGAGAAGAGGUGGAGAACUCCUUGCGCUUGGCUCUAAAAGUAUGGAGUGAAGCUGCUGCUCUAAAGUUUGUCCAAGUAAAACACGGCGUGGCAGAUAUUAACUUCUCCUUCAACUACAAAGCUCAUGGAGACUUUUUCCCUUUCGAUGGCCCGGGAGGGGUGCUAGCCCACGCUUUUGAGCCUGGAGAUGGCAUCGGAGGGGACGUACACUUCGAUGAUGAUGAAACUUGGACAGCGGGACGCGGCAGACCAGGAUACAACCUGUUCUCGGUGGCAGCACACGAGCUCGGUCACUCUUUGGGUCUGUCUCAUUCACGGGACCCCACUGCUCUCAUGUAUCCAAAGUACAAGUUCCUCAACCCUGCAACGUACAAACUGCCAAGAGACGACACACUGGGCGUCCAGGCUCUAUACGGAAAGAAAGCAAACCAACAAAGAACACUUGUAAUCCCCUAUAAGUGUGAUCCAGACUUUUCUCUUGAUGCAGUGACAGUGCUCGGAAAAGAAAUUAUCUUCUUCAAAAACAGUUACGUGUGGGUUAGAACAAACUGGAAGACAUACUGGAGCAGACUAAGAGAAGGCCCUCAGAGCGUUUUUCUACCCGGCAUCUUCUCACCUGUAGACGCUGCCUACGAUGUUCCUUCUAAACGAGCGGUUUAUGUGUUCACAGGUCCUAAAUAUUGGGUAGUUCAGAAACUGGAGACAAAGAGCUAUUAUAGCUCCAUCUAUGACUUUGGAUUUCCAAAAACAGUGAAACAAAUAGAUGCCGCUGUUCAUGUCACUGAAUACGGAAAGACCUAUUUUUUCACAGGAGACUACUAUUUCAGUUAUGAUGAGAAACAAAGUGCGAUGGAUCGUGGAUUUCCAAGGAAAAUUCAUAGGGAUUGGCCUGGAAUUGUUGGCAAAGUGGACGCAGCUUUUGAACUCAAUGGGCAUGUUCACCUCUUCUGCAGAUCAAAGGCAUUUAUCUUCAGCCAUCAGAAAAGACGUUUGCUACACGUUAUGAACGCUAAUGCUUGGUUUGGUUGCUAAGAGUCGAAAAAACAAUUAUUCACAAGAAGCACAGGAAGAAAUCGUGUGAUGUUAAAAGUUUUACAUGAAACCAUAAAUGCCAAUAAAAAACCUUUACGAUUAAGAGUGAGAUGAGAUUUCCAGCAAGCCAAUACUAAUUUUUACUUCACAGGUGUCUAAAGUAUUAUGUUGCUAUUUAAUUUAAGUUAUAUUUCAAUGUACAGCUAACAUGUGACACCUAAAAGUACACCAACAUAGUGCUACUGGCCUGAGGAAAGUCAUGAGGAAAAAAAAAAAGGGCCAAAAAGGACAAGUGAAGUAAAAGUACUAAGAUGUGGUGUCUGAUAUGAUCUGAUAUGGCUUGUUGACCUAGUUUGGAUUAGCUAUCAAAAUAACACAGCGUAUGAGUACAGAGAAUGUUAAACAGCUGGGAAAGUGAUUUAUUGUUGCCCCUAGGACUUACAGGACCUUGCUUGCCUCGAUUUCAUACCCAGUGACCUCAUUUCACCUCACAAGCCUCAAUGUGCGCGAGUGUGUGUGUGUGUAUAUAUAUACAUAUACACAUACACACACACACACACAAAAUAAAAUUCCCUUGGUUUAUCAAAAAUGUUGAGUAACAGUAUAUUAGAUCAUUUAUUUGUACUCACCUAGUAUGUGAUUGAAAGCUGAAUUUUCAGCCGCUAUUACUUUAGUCUUAGUGUCACACGAUCCUUCAGAACUCAUUCUAAUAUGCUGAUUUGCUGCUC
Puntigrus tetrazona (Sumatra barb) is the source of this 2101-nucleotide messenger RNA. It is a transcript of the gene mmp20a, whose product is annotated as matrix metallopeptidase 20a (enamelysin). Gene Ontology annotation, molecular function: metalloendopeptidase activity; zinc ion binding. Bases 15 to 1373 code for a protein of 452 amino acids. The transcript has 10 exons. The record is from RefSeq and is a predicted model, not a curated record. Lineage: Eukaryota; Metazoa; Chordata; Actinopteri; Cypriniformes; Cyprinidae. Gene Ontology annotation, cellular component: extracellular matrix. Gene Ontology annotation, biological process: proteolysis; extracellular matrix organization; collagen catabolic process.